Messenger RNA from Onychomys torridus (southern grasshopper mouse), 1725 nucleotides. It is a transcript of the gene Kcnk3, whose product is annotated as potassium two pore domain channel subfamily K member 3. Bases 55 to 1284 code for a protein of 409 amino acids. Gene Ontology annotation, molecular function: open rectifier potassium channel activity; potassium ion leak channel activity. NCBI's taxonomy places the organism in Eukaryota, Metazoa, Chordata, Mammalia, Rodentia, Cricetidae. The transcript has 2 exons. The record is from RefSeq and is a predicted model, not a curated record. Gene Ontology annotation, biological process: stabilization of membrane potential; potassium ion transmembrane transport. Gene Ontology annotation, cellular component: membrane.
GGCCGGGGCGCGGGCCGGAGACGCCGGAGGGCCGGCGACAACCGGGGAGGGACGAUGAAGCGGCAGAAUGUGCGCACGUUGGCGCUCAUCGUGUGCACCUUCACCUACCUGCUGGUGGGCGCCGCCGUGUUCGACGCGCUGGAGUCGGAGCCGGAGAUGAUCGAGCGGCAGCGGCUGGAGCUGCGGCAGCUGGAGCUGCGGGCGCGCUACAACCUCAGCGAGGGCGGCUACGAGGAGCUGGAGCGCGUCGUGCUGCGCCUCAAGCCGCACAAGGCCGGCGUGCAGUGGCGCUUCGCCGGCUCCUUCUACUUCGCCAUCACCGUCAUCACCACCAUCGGCUAUGGUCACGCAGCGCCCAGCACGGACGGUGGCAAGGUGUUCUGCAUGUUCUACGCGCUGCUGGGUAUCCCGCUCACACUCGUCAUGUUCCAGAGCCUAGGUGAGCGCAUCAAUACCUUGGUGAAGUACCUGCUGCAUCGUGCCAAGAAGGGGCUGGGCAUGCGACACCCCGAAGUGUCCAUGGCCAACAUGGUGCUCAUCGGCUUCGUGUCGUGCAUCAGCACGCUGUGCAUUGGCGCCGCUGCCUUCUCCUACUACGAGCGCUGGACCUUCUUCCAGGCCUAUUACUAUUGCUUCAUCACGCUCACCACCAUCGGCUUCGGCGACUACGUGGCGCUGCAGAAGGACCAGGCGCUGCAGACGCAGCCGCAGUACGUAGCCUUCAGCUUCGUGUACAUCCUCACGGGCCUCACGGUCAUCGGCGCCUUCCUCAACCUCGUGGUGCUGCGAUUCAUGACCAUGAACGCUGAGGACGAGAAGCGUGACAAGGAGCACCGUGCGCUGCUCACACACAACGGCCAGGCGGGUGGCCUGGGUGGCCUGAGCUGCCUGAGCGGUAGCCUGAGCGACAGCAUGCAUCCCCGCGACCCAAUCAUGUGCCCGGCGGCCGCGGGCGGCGUGGGUAUGGGCGUGGGUGGCAGCGGCUUCCGCAACGUCUACGCCGAGGUGCUGCACUUACAAUCCAUGUGCUCGUGCUUGUGGUACAAGAGCCGCGAGAAGCUGCAGUACUCCAUCCCUAUGAUCAUCCCGCGGGACCUCUCCACGUCCGACACGUGCGUGGAGCACAGCUUCUCGUCGCCAGGAUGCGGUGGCCGCUACAGCGACACGCCCUCGCACCCCUGCCUGUGCAGCGGGACGCAGCGCUCGGCCAUCAGCUCGGUGUCCACGGGCCUGCACAGCCUGGUUACCUUCCGCAGCCUCAUGAAGCGCAGGAGCUCGGUGUGAACCACAACCCAGGCCUGCAGCACCUGUGAGCCAGCGGGGUGGGGGGUCCUGCCUGCAGAGGCCGCAGGAGUUGACCAGGAGGCCCCACCCAAAGACGCCUUCGGGCCCCGUGGGAAGUCCCCAGCCCACCACCACCACCACCUCCUCUAUUCUUCCCUAGCCCCUACUCUCCAACUGUGCAGGCUUGCACCAGCCAGCAGGAGACCGGGCUCUGAGGACCCCUGGAGCCCCCAUCAGAGCCCGAUCAAUUCCAAGAAAUGUGAAACUUGGGAGGUGGGGAGGUGGGGACCGCAGCCACUAGGAGCCUUUCGGAAAUCUGAGAAGCUCCCCAGUCCUCAGAGGCCCUGCUGGGACCCAGAACCCUUACCUCCCGAGGGGACUUCUGUUCUCGGGGGUUCUUUGGUUUGUUUGUUUGUUUUUUGUUUUCUGGUUUUGUUUUGU